Messenger RNA from Diorhabda carinulata, 8775 nucleotides. Its product is annotated as mucin-5AC. Gene Ontology annotation, cellular component: histone deacetylase complex; transcription regulator complex. Lineage: Eukaryota; Metazoa; Arthropoda; Insecta; Coleoptera; Chrysomelidae. The record is from RefSeq and is a predicted model, not a curated record. Bases 411 to 4700 code for a protein of 1429 amino acids. Gene Ontology annotation, molecular function: transcription corepressor activity. Gene Ontology annotation, biological process: negative regulation of DNA-templated transcription; regulation of transcription by RNA polymerase II. The transcript is spliced from 22 exons.
GCACAACCAGCCCCGGUGUCUGGUGGUCAGCUGAUUCAGAAACGAAACAACACGCGAGAUCACAACACACAUAUACCGAUAGAAGGGUGUCUGAAGAGGGACAACAAUCAAACUGAAACGUUUUGCUCAUUGAGAGGAAAUAUUGAGGUUAUGUGUCACGUGUCGGAUGUUUACCGCGUUUUAGUGUCGACGACUACAACGACGUGGUGAAGAGUGAUUAGGUGAUGUACUGAGUGUUGUUUUUGUAAGCGACCACGUGUGAGUGGGGGGUCAAAAACUGCCUCACAGUGCGUGUACCUGCGGGGCUUGUGACAAAAGCAGGACAUGUGCCACCCAAUGGGGAGGCCACCACCGAGGAAAAAGCCUCCAUACCGGUUAGUUAUCCAGUUCCUUUAAAAAGAUAGCAACAAAUGAAUGAUAGCGUAGCUGAUUCAGAGCCCGCUUCAAAGGACAUGACAGCUGUCAAUGCGGGCAUACAUGAGCUGGCAGGGGUCCGCCUUCCUUUACAACCGUACCCAGGAGGUCAUGCUGUAUUCAUGUACAGUACCGCUUCUGACGGUAACGUCACGUUACAACUCAAGGAGCCUGACGACCUCGAUAAAAAUAGCUUAGCUGCUAUGUUAGCUAAGCUGCAAGAUGAUGCCACUUUUUCUAUAUCCUAUCAAGAUACUGACAUUUUGUCUGAGGGCAUCGACGUGUUAUUGGGUACAGGACCAGCAAAUUCAGGUGGGAGCGAUGCAGUUACUGCCACCUUCGAUCUCUUCGACUCAUCGAGUGGUCCAGAUCUCACUCUCUCUCCGCAGACCUUUACCAAUUCAGCUGAGGCCUUCAUCAAUGACAAUUCUAACAGUCUGGGCGUCCCGACGGAGAGCGAUGCAGUUUCAACAACUACUACUGAUGAUAAGAAGUCUCUAACCACUUCGGAAUUGGUGAAGGUGUCAACAAAACGAGCCAGGCCCAAACCGACAUCGCCCAAUAGACAGGGUCCACAACAAUGUCAGGUCUGUGCCAAAGUAUUUGGAAACGCCUCUGCCUUGGCAAAACACAAACUGACUCAUAGCGACGAAAGAAAAUAUGUUUGUAGCAUGUGUGGAAAAGCUUUCAAGCGACAAGACCACCUAAACGGCCACAUGCUCACCCACCGCAACAAAAAACCCUAUGAGUGCAAAGCAGAAGGCUGUGGAAAGAGCUACUGUGAUGCAAGAUCGUUACGAAGGCAUACCGAAAACCAUCAUAGCACUCCCGCCACAACAGUUAACACUACAACGACAACACUAUCUCCUGCACAAGGAGCUGCCUCGGGAGAUGCUGCUUCACCGCACGGUUCCAGUUGCAUACAGUAUGCACCGCCUCCGACGUCGAAUACAGCUUCGACAACGACGUCAGUUACAGCUUCCAAUGGGAAGAGUCAGUUGCAGCAGUUAUUGGCUACAGAUUCAACGAAGGGCAGCAACAGCACCAACAAUGACGGGUUAACUAAACAGCAGCUGGAUUUGAUACAUCAAAUAAUGGAACAAACUCAGAGACAAUCCCAGGCCGUAGCAGCGGCAGCGGCGGCAGCGGCGGCAGCAUCAAACAAAUCCACAUCAUCAAAAACUUCCUCCAGUGGUAGCGGCAAUAUCAAGAGCGUAGGUAGCAGCAAAUCUACCUCAAAAUCGCAUCAGAGCAAGAAUACAUGGUUACCCACAGCUUGUCACCAACAGCACACAAAUAAAAGCAGCAGCAGUAGUAGUAGUUCGUCUACAAGUGGAACUCCAAGUCCACAAGCUAAAGUUACUACUUCAUCCACUCCCACAUCACCAAUUAACUCUACGGCCGGAAAAACAGAACCUAAGCCUGUCGAGUGUAACUUAUGUCACAGAAAAUUCAAAAAUAUCCCAGCUCUCAACGGUCACAUGAGACUUCAUGGAGGUUAUUUCAAAAAGGUUGGUAAAAUGGAUACUGAAAACAAAAAAAGUGAAAAGAAAGAUCCGGGUGGUCCUCCAUUACAAACAGCAAGUUUUAGCGUUCGAGCCCUAAUAGAAGAAAAAAUAAUCAAUAAAAGAAUAACAAAUACACCUCAACCAUCCAAUGAUGACCAGAAAAUCAAUGCUCCGCCUCUCUUUCCUCUAAACGUGCAUUCCUCCCCGUCUAAUAACACUGACCUAGAGUCAAAAAUUUCAUCGUUUGUAGUACCAGCUCCUCCUCAACAGACCUCCGACAAAUCCCGUAGACAUUCCGAUGCGGAAACAUUCCGUAGCAGCACCACUCAGCAGGAGGCUCAAGCGCUGGCUGAUUUAAUUCUUAAGCGCGAAAAGGCUACGGUGAAAAGAACUACCUCGGACCCAGGACAGUCAUCACCAAUAUUGCAGUUCCAAUCAAACGAUUCCUUCACUUUGGCGAACGUUACUUAUCAAUCCGAAGAAGCAGAAUUUAUAUCUUCAAGUUUACAAGAAGGUGUUUUCACUCAAGUUCAGGAUAGCAUGCUUCUACAAGGUGUGGAUCCAAAUCAACUAGCAUCAAUUCAAUUCCAAGCUGAAUCUCUUCUGCAGGAUCAUAACGAGCCGCAAAUGCAAGAUUUCAAAAUCGAAGACAUCAAUCUUCAGGAAUCAGUAGUUCAACAUUCACCUUCGUAUCAAUCUAAUCAUUCUGUCAAUCAAGAUUUGCAAGCGGUACUUGAUUCCCCGUUGCCAGAGAGUUUAGCAGAAUUCAGUACUUUUCAUUCAACAAAUAGCAUUGAUAUGCCUUCUCCCAGUUACCAAACUCAGUCACCCGCACAAUAUGCUCGCUCGCCACAUACAAUUACUGCACAAUCCCCGCUUCAAAGUCCACUAAUAAGGCACGAUUCGCCCGGAUUCGCUUAUCCUACACCGCCUGCAAGUCAUGAAGGACAAAGUCCAGGAUUUGGACAGAAUACCAUACUACCAAUGGUAUCACCUAAUGCGCAAGAGUUUGGACAAAUUGUCGAUAGAGGUGUUUACGAAGAACCACCUCAAGCAUCUUCACCGUUGUCUGCUGCAUUUUUCACUUCAACUAUGUCUAGUUCGGCAGCAGUAGAAGAAGCAUUAGAGGAGGUACUGCCAGGAGAACCUAUUUACCCCCUAACAAACUCUCCGUCUCCUCAAUCUCCUCUUGGUCUCACACCAGUACCGUCACCAAUAUCUAAUACCGUUAGCACCUCCGACCCUCAACCAUCAACAAAAUUCUCAACGUCUCCGAAUACUUCUACGUAUUCUAUGUCGGGCAACUGGUGUAACGGAGUAAUGCUCCCAAACUCUGAUGAUCCUCUACUUUCCAGCAGCCCAAAAGAUUUCGUACCAAGAAGAAAAAUUGAAAUUAAUGGAGUACCAUUAAGACUCAUAAGUAACAACGGCCUAAUUGAAUUGAACAGCUCAAAUUUUGCAGGAAUUCUUGUCGAUGCCAAUGGAGAAAUUAAGCUUUUCCAAACUGGCGGUAGUACGUUUCAAACAAAAAAUAUUCUAUUAACAAAUACCCCUUUAAUUAAUACUCAAGAUAAUGACGACAAAUGUAAAAAAGUGAUAAAAACCGUACAAUGUACAAUUCCAACGAAGCACGUUAUCAACAAGCCUAAACAAAUGACAGAAAUUAAGAAAGAAGACAACAACGAUGUUUUUCUAAGUCCUACUUCGAUACCUGCUAGUCCUGUAAGAAUAUCCAGAAAGAGGCCUAGAACAGAGCCCUUACAGCUACCUGUACUACAUCAAUCAAAACUUAGAGCUACAAGAAGUAAACCUCCAGGAUGUGCUAGAUAUACUCCUCAGCCAAUAUUAAGCCCACAGAGACCUGGAACGGGACUUUACACAAACAUUAAGAACAGAAACGAUGAUGGUAUGAACUGGAAUAGUGAUCCCAUUCCAGAAAGUGAUUCCACCCCUCACGUUAACGUCGGGUCACAAUUUCAAUGUAAAAUACCAAGCUUUUCUUCAGCACCUAAUAGAGGAAGCUCUGAAUCUACAUACGAAGAUCUCCUAUGGGAUCCCGGUAUUAGUAACUGCACAGAUAGCGAAGUGGAUAUGUACCUGGAUUUUGCUUGCUGUGCUGCUGUGCCAGGCGGGGGAAGGAAUAAAGAAUAUGCAAUGCAUCUUCUUCAUAUGUGUGGAGGAAACAUACAUGACGCGAUGUUGCGAUUGAUGCAGCCCUCACCGAAUCUUCCUACUGAUCAUCCUCUCUUAGCAUAUCAGUAUUGCGAAAGUGACAAAUGGUCAACGACAGAAACAGACAUAUUCCACAAGUCACUGCUCAAGUACGAUAAGGAUUUCCGCAAUAUUGCUCAAGAGAUUCGGACGAAAACUAUAAAGCAAUGUGUGCAAUUUUAUUAUGUUUGGAAAAAAGUGUGCGCUGAUGAAUACCGACGAUUGAAACAUCUUAGAGAAAGGAGAAAUUAUUACUACAAACAUACAGAAAUGGAUAUGGAUGAGAAGCUAUUUGCUGAUGUUAAACUUUUAGGGAUUGCUGAUAGCGGGUGUCCGAUGCCCAUACCGGAUACAAGAAACUUUGUUUGCGAAUUCCCAGAUUGUUCAGCAAGUUUCAAUUCUCGAGCAGCACUAAAUGGUCAUAUUCGAAUACACGGAGGUACUGCGAGAAAUUCGCCGACACCCUCUUCAACAACAACAGAAAGGCGAACAGUCUCCGUCACCUCCUCGACGAUGUGUCACCCAGAUUCGACCGAAGAGUACCCCUGUAAGAUAUGCGGGAAGUAAGUGUACAACAUUCGUCAUAAAAAACCGAAGAGUGUUCACAAAAAUCAAAAGUCGUAGUGCCCAUAUGAAGUCUCAUCGACCCCCUGACGCUGAACCAGUCAAGAGAAAAGAAAAAGAUACUCCCAGCUACGAACUUUCCGUGCCAAGCCCGUUUAGUACUUAGUCUUAGCAAAACUAAUACUCAUUUAUAAAUAAACAGAAAAAUUUAAUCAAAAAGCAGUAAAGGGCAAUCAAAAAUAAAAAAUAAGAGUCAGAUCGAAGAAGCCACCUCAAAUUUUUCGAAAAACAAACGUUUGUUAUUCAGAAGUUAGAAAAAAACAGUAGGUAAAAAAUUUUAGAGUAGUAGUGUACAAAUUACAAACCACAUAUAACAGAGAUUUAUAUUUAAUAUUAAAAUAGGGGUUGUGUUACGUUACGAAAAUAAAGUAACGUUAGUGCCUUUUCGAAUGUCGAGUGAGACACUAUUCAAAGAGCGUCAUUGCUAUUCAUCAUCAACAUCACACCAUUAGAUCUGGUAUAAAUAAAAUAGUGCUCAAAAUGCAGGGAAUACUCAAAAACUGUUACUUUUUCAAAAUGUAUAAUCACCAUAUCUAGCGAAUACUUUUGAAAUUUUAUAAUUUUCCCAAAAAAAAUUACCUAGUAUUCUUCAACAUAAAUUGCAAUGGAGUUGAAUCUCCAACCCAGAUGUUUAAUAAAUAUUCUUAUACGUGUUUUACAAAUUUAAUCUUCAUACAUCGAUGAUCACAACGAUGAACUCAAAUACUACACACUUCAUUGUCAAUUAAAAAAAAUAUGUAUUAUUUUUAUUAUAAUUAAAAAAUUAAUUACAUAAAACAAAUAAAAACCAUUAAAUAGGAAAAUGACAAAAGCUUAUGUUGCGUAUUUUUCACAUGAUUAUAAAGUUGACGAAAAAAACUGUAAAAGAGAUAUAUGAAAAGUAGGUAGGUAAUGCGUAAUAAAUUUGUGACUGAACAAGCAAAUGAAUAUGUAAUCUAAUAAAAUUACUGUGAUAACAAAAAUAUGAUACCCUACUCUACAUCUAGUUGUUGAAAAAUGAGUAUUUAACAACAAUCUUCUAGUGUAUUCUGAUAGAUAAACACUUCUUUUUCUACAUAUUUUGCCAGAAACUGAAUCUCACUUUCACGUGAAACAAAAAUUGAUCCAAUUUAUACCGUUAUAAUCAUGUCAAUUAAAAAUAUAUUCUCUAAUAGCAUAUUUUAACAAUAGGUCCAUGUUUAUAUCAAUCUCUUGAAUGAAAAAAUGAGAAAAACUCUUUACAAACCUUUUUACAAAAACUACAGUUCAGAGAAUUCUAAACUUUUUGAAGAAAUAGAUUAGUUAACUAAAUAAAAUGUAGAUAAAGAUUAAAAGAAUUUAGGAAAAAUGGCUAAAGAAAACAUCUUCAUAGAAUAAAAAGAGUAUCUAAUGCUUUUUCUUCAUCGAAAUAUUUUAUAUAUAAAGUAUAAUCCAAAACAAACAAAAGAUGUGUAAUUCAUCAACACAUAUAUUAAAACUGGCUGGUGGGAGCCACAAGAAACAUUAUGGAACAGUUGAAACACUUGAACUUGAAAUCUUAUUUUCUGUAAAUUCUUUCUUUUCAUAAAAUUAUAUUAUAUAUCAUCUAAAAAGUAUUAUGAUUUGUCCAUAUUUGUCUCAUAAUAACAAUGUAGCACUCAAUAUGUUUCGUUAGAGGAAUUCAGAUUAAAGUAUAAUUUCUAUCUAAAGUUUCCAAUUCAUUGAACUAUUAAUUAUGAGUUAGUGUAUGAGCUUGGUUCAGUUUAUAUGUAUUGAAUUAGUUUAUCGUGAACCUUUCUUAAUCACAACAGAGGAUCUUAAUAUUAUAGUAUACCGGCAUUCACACAGUAUGCCAUUCCUUGUGGCCACUCUUUUAUCCGAAACGUUCUAAAACUAGUCUGGAGUGAAAAAAAUGAUAUUCUGAUGCCAUCAAUGGCAGAUCUGCCUUUCAUUAACUGUUCCUAUAUUGUUUCUAUGCCUAUCAGUAGACUAUUGAACAAAAUAUUUGUAUAAUCGCAUCAAAGUCAUACAUAAAAAGUAGAUUAAUAAUAGAUUAUGUGAAUAAUGAACUCGUAAUUGUUGGUUAUUUAUAAACAAACAGAAAUGUUAUACAUAUAUACUAUAACUAAGUAACAGUUUUGAAUGUAUUCUUAUUUAAUAUCAUUUUUGACAUGUUUGAGCAAUAGAUCUGAACUCAAAUAUUAAUCAAAUAUCAAAAACGGCCAUAAAUAAUAUAUUGUAAUGAAAAUACGUAUUAUAUAACGUCAGCGAAACUGCCAACUUGUCUCGAUUUUGCUUACAAAAAAAUACCUAGUGGAUUUGCUCAAUAUAAUGAGUGUUUUAUUUUUCCAUUAACAAUUAUUUUAAGUUAGAACUUAGAAGAAUUUAUCUACUUACUAAUAUUUACUCUCUAGGAAAUGAUUAUAAUUGUCUUUUAGAAAUAUUGUAAGAAAAUUACCUAAAUGAAUCUGCAUGAAUGAUGAUGUGCCACAAAGGAAAUUCGAGACAAAUCGAUAGUUUUAAAUUUUUUUAACUCAAAACAGUGCCGAGUGUGCUAAAAGCGCAAGUAGGUACUCUUAACUCUGUGUUGUGAUCUUUUUAAAAGUCUAUUACUAUGAAUCUAUUAUAUAUAUUAAAACUUGAUAUAAUAAAAUAUUUGUACAUGUUAUUGUAUGUAUAAUAUUAGAUAUAAAUUUUAGAGGUCUGUGGUGAGUUCGAGUUGGUCGAGUUUUUUUCCAUUGAAAAAUGACAAUCCACGUUAUUUUAUUUAUGUGUAUGUUACUAAUAAUCUACAAAAUUUCUAGAUAUAAUUUGUGAACUUUAAAUAAAAAAUAUAUUAUCGUUGCAUCUAUUAGUAUUUAAACAUACAUCACCGUUUAUAAUAAAUUCAGUAUGUUCUUAAAUCGUUUUUAAUUUUAUAGGUCCCAAAAAAUGUAAUUAUAAAAUAUGUAUAAAAAAUUUAUCGGCAUUAUUGGAAACUGUGGAAUACGUUUUACGCAUUACUUUUAUUGCCUUAUUUCAAAAUUUUAUACCUCAUCGUUAAUUGUAGGAUGGUUAUUUCAGCAUAAAAGAUACAAUUAAUUCUAAUAAUUCAAAGCAUAUUUUAACAGCUUUUUUGUCUGGAAUGUUAUGAUCCGGAACUACCUUGGCUAGAAUUACAUUACUAAUUUAAGAGGAAAAAAGAGCUUAUGGACUAAUGGACUACGAGACACUAAAUCACGACCUUUGCACACCUGUAUUGAAUAUGUAUUUAUAGCCUCUUACUUUGAACUUAACUAACUUCCUUAAUAGAAAAGGUUGUGAUUAUCUGUUAAAAACCUUUGAAUAUAAUUAUUAAGUAUACAAUGCACUAUCACUAAAUCAAUAAAAAAGAUAUUUUCUUAUUUAAUUAUAUAUUAAUUUAAUAUCAACAAUAUCCUAGGGAACCACAGGCUUAUAUUCUUUCUUCUUUGAUUAAGAUAAUCAGCCAAAUUUCAAAUAUAAAUGACCUAGAUGCAACAUACUCUAGAAAUUUUAUGACAAGUAUUACAGAUAUUGUGUUGUUUGGAAGAAUGUUCCAAAAUAUUCGUUUGAGUUGCUAAUUUACGAAUAGAAUAUUUGAAAUAAAAAAUUUUUCGACAUUCUAUUGAAUUCAUACACGAUAAGUAAAUAAUAUUUUGUAUAUUGUUAGUAAUGUGAAUGUCCCAGCGACAUUAAACCUAGGUUAAGUGCUUAUCUUAGAAAUAUCACUGUUAAAUGUUUUUGAACAAGCUGUAUGUUUUUUCGGGCUCCUUAUAAGGUGUUAGAAUGUAGGUUAAGUAUACUAGGCCACUCUAACUUGCCCCAGACUACCCAGACUGGGCCAGAAUUUUGGUAGUCUAAGUAUCAGGUGCUCAGAUCUAUCAAUUAAUUGUUGUUAUAUUGAAUGUACCUCUUCAGAACUGAUGGCCAUUUUUCAAAGUUAACGAUUAUAUACAUAUAAGAAGAAAAACCAUCUUCAAAUAUUCUUAUUUUUGUUGUUUCUGAAUGCUUUUCUAGUUGUAAUGAUUUUACUGUUGAAUAAUAAAGUUAUUAUUUCUUU